GAGAACCAAUCAUGGCAAAACCUGGUGGCUGCUUCGCUAGUAUGGUACUUCACGUCUUUGAUCCAGCGGUUACACUGCACUCUCGAUGACAGCUCGUUCUUAGCGUGAGACUUUGAGAUACUGCAACUCACCUGUAUACAUGUCAAGAACCCUUGUACUCAUUAUCUCAUCUCCUCAAGCAAACCACGACUCUUACGCCAAAACGUGCGCGUCCAGAAAUACAUCUCUCCUAUACAACAAAACACGCCAUGGCAUGAUUGGUCUGUGUUAUCUGAACCCACGCCAUCGAAUAUACGUUUUACACCGCUCUUCUUCUACCCCGGUUUUCUUACGCUCCGCUCUCGUCGCAUUCGCCAUCGCUGCUAUACCGGUGUCUCUUUUUUGCCCUCGAAUUAUGCAUGUAUUGACGUUGAGAGGUCAAAACUCCUUUCAUUGCCGUCUUGCUGCUUGGCGUGAGGGGAUGCGUGUUUUGCAAACGCGACUAAAAAGCCCUUACGUGCGAGAUGAAAAUGCUGAAACAACCACCCACUUUUGCUUUCCUUCCCAAAAGCCAAACACGAACAGAGACAGAGUUUCACAACAGUAAGAAGUGGGAGAAAGAGGAAGCACCGUUGUGAAAGUUUAAACGCAAUCUGAGACACGUCGCUCCCCCC
Messenger RNA from Aureobasidium subglaciale EXF-2481, 653 nucleotides. RefSeq lists its product as uncharacterized. Lineage: Eukaryota; Fungi; Ascomycota; Dothideomycetes; Dothideales; Saccotheciaceae. The transcript has 2 exons. The record is from RefSeq and is a predicted model, not a curated record. The coding region runs from base 140 to 586 and encodes 148 amino acids.